AAGCAUCGGAGAGCUCACCCUUAGCUGCAACUAGAAGACGGUAACCAACCAUCAACAUGACUUGGACAUGGGCAGCAUUUGUGCUUGUUCUACUUGUGUCUUGCUUCCAAGCAUGGAUUAGGAGCAGACAGGUCAAAAAUGGUAAGAGAUUACCGCCGGGGCCAAGAGGGAUUCCAAUCCUUGGAAACCUCCACUUAUUAGGAGAGAUGCCUCAUCGAAAUCUUCAUAGAUUAGCCAACGAACAUGGCCCCAUCAUGUACCUCCGCCUAGGCAUGGUGCCAACAGUUGUGGUCUCGUCACCUCAAGCCGCAGAGCUGUUCCUCAAAAACAACGACCUUGUUUUUGCCAGCAGGCCGACUCUUGAGGCCUCAAAGCACAUGUCUUACGGGCAAAAAGGCUUGGCUUUUUCUCCCUAUGGGACUUACUGGCGCGACAUGCGCAAGAUGUGCACCCUAGAGUUGCUCAGCAACCACAAGAUCAAUUAUUUCAAGUCCAUGAGAAAGGAGGAACUCAACAUCUUGAUUGAGUCCAUUCGAGAGGAUGUUCGUGACCAUGUUGCUGUUGACCUUAGUGCGAAGCUCUCAUCUCUCAACGCUGACAUGACUUGCAGAAUGGUGAUUGGGAAGAAAUACACUGACAAGGAUAUUGAUGAGAACGGGUUCAAAGCUGUGAUACAUGAGAGCCUGAAGUUAGCGGCGACUCCAAACUUGGGUGAUUAUAUUCCUCAAAUCAGAGCACUUGACCUUCAGGGCCUGACAAAGCGCAUGAAAGCUAUAGCCAAGGUUUUUAACGAUUUCUUGGAGAAGGUCAUUGAUGACCAUCUUCAAUCCAGAAAUGAUGACAGACUAAAAGACUUUGUUGAUAUGAUGUUGGACUUAAUGGGAUCCGAAGAAACUUCGUACCAACUCGAGAAAGACAACAUCAAAGCAAUUAUCCUGGACAUGCUUGUUGGGGGGAUGGACACUUCAGCAACUGCAAUCGAGUGGACAUUAUCAGAGCUCAUAAAACAUCCAAGGGUAAUGAAGAAAGUUCAGAAAGAGUUAGAAGAAGUGAUAGGAUUGAAGAGGAUGGUUAAAGAAUCGGAUCUGGGGAGCUUGGAGUAUUUGGACAUGGUUGUGAAGGAAACCAUGAGGCUACAUCCAGUUGGACCCCUGAUGAUCCCUCAUGAGUCCGUGGAAGACUGUACAAUUGAAGGCUUUCACAUACCAAAAAAGUCGCGCAUAAUCAUAAACGCAUGGGCCAUUGGGCGAGAUCCAGCUGCUUGGCCUGAACCUGAGAAGUUUUUACCGGAGAGAUUUCUUGAUAGCAAUAUUGAUCUUCGUGGACGAGACUUUCAGCUUCUGCCAUUCGGGUCUGGCCGGAGAAGUUGCCCUGGAAUGCUAUUAGGACUGACUGUGGUUCGGCUAGUGGUGGCACAGUUGGUUCAUUGCUUUGAUUGGGAGCUUCCCGAUAAUAUGUUGCCAACAGACUUGGACAUGACAGAGGAGUUCGGUCUAGCGACUCCAAGAGCCAAGCAUCUCCUGGCUUUGCCUGCCUAUCGCCUGAAAAUAUGAUCAAGUAGCAAAUGUGUAAGGCAAGCAAUAUAUCCAUCCAUCCCAUAAAUCACUCAUAUUAUAUCUCAGCUAAUAUUAGUAAGAAAUAAAAUUUUCAUUUCAUU
Molecule: messenger RNA, 1657 nt
Organism: Rubroshorea leprosula
Lineage: Eukaryota; Viridiplantae; Streptophyta; Magnoliopsida; Malvales; Dipterocarpaceae
Source: the annotation of a GenBank genome assembly